This is a messenger RNA of Rotaria sp. Silwood2, 957 nucleotides long. The record is from the annotation of a GenBank genome assembly. Lineage: Eukaryota; Metazoa; Rotifera; Eurotatoria; Philodinida; Philodinidae.
AUGAGAAUGUCCUUUAACAAUGAUACAUUAGUUAUUGCAGUGAAUUCAAUUAUUGUUAGUCUUGAUCUUGUCAAGCAGCGAUUUUUGAGUCAACUUCCACUUAUAUUCGUCAUUCUUGGGUGUAUUGGUUUUAUCGGAAAUGUUUUUACAUUUCUUCAACCUACUCUUCGAUUCAAUACAUUUUGCUUCUAUUCUCUCUGCGGGUCACUUAUUGAUAUUAUUAAUCUUUUUCUUGGUCUACUACCUAAGUAUGUAUAUUCAACCUACAACAUGUUUUCAUUAAUAACUGAAAGUCAAUUAUGUAAAUGGAAACUGUUUGGUUUAGUCUUUCUAUCUCAAUUAUCAAUGAAUUUAUUAAUUUUAUCUUUGAUUGAUCUUUAUGUUUGCACAUGUCGUCUAACAUCGCCAAUGCGUCAAUUAAAAAUGGUACCUUGGUUAAUUGGAUUCAUAGUUAUUAUUAGUGGUCUUAUGUCACUUUAUGCACCUCUUCUUUAUGAUAUCACGCCUGCUUUUACAUGUGUUCCUGCACAUCCGUUAUUAAAUGGUGUAAUAUAUAUUGUUAUUCAUGGUCUGAUAACGCCAUUUAUGAUGUUUAUAUUUGUUUGGCUUACUUAUCAAAAUGUCAAGCGAAGCCGUCAGCGAGUGGGUAUAGUGACAAAUACAAUUGCAUAUCGUUCUCGUUAUCAAUUUAUUAGUAUGACUUUUGCUCGAGUUAUGGUAACAAGUUUCUUUAUUUUACAAUGGAUGAGCAUGUAUAUUUAUCAUAUAGCUACUCAGUACAAUAACAAAAGUGCUGAACAAUGGUCCAUUGAUUAUUUUACUCUUUUUUUAACAAAUACUUUAUAUUAUAUUAUCAAUGUUAAAUCAUUUUAUCUAUCAACAUUAACAUCUCGUCUAUUUCGUGAGACAUUUAUCAAAGGUUUAUUCAAAUUGACACAUAAAUUUUCAGCGCAAUAA